GUUGCUGAACGUAGCAGGAACUCGGCGUGGCGUCAACAGCCCGCCCUCUAAACUUUUUCUCUUUCUAAAAUCAUUUUUAUUUUUUUCUCUACUCUUCGCCGUUGUUGUUACGCUUGCUCAGAUCUGACUUCAUUCACCCGACGCUAGCUUCCGUUUCUUCUCCGGAGAUUGCAACUAUGGUCCCUCCUAUUGAAACAUUAGAGAAAGCUCCCAUAAAUAAUCAGACCUCACGGCCACCUCUUAAUGAAAGGAUUUUAUCUUCCAUGACCCGAAAAUCAGUUGCAGCCCAUCCUUGGCAUGACCUUGAGAUAGGGCCUGGAUGUCCAAAGGUUUUCAAUGCUGUCAUUGAGAUCAGCAAAGGGAGUAAAGUGAAAUAUGAACUGGAUAAGAAAACUGGACUUAUCAAGGUUGACCGAGUCCUUUACUCAUCAGUUGUCUACCCUCAUAACUAUGGUUUUAUCCCUCGUACUAUUUGCGAGGAUAGUGACCCUAUGGAUGUUUUGGUUAUCAUGCAGGAACCUAUCCUCCCGGGCUGCUUUCUCCGGGCAAAAGCAAUCGGUCUUAUGCCCAUGAUUGAUCAGGGUGAAAAAGAUGACAAGAUAAUUGCAGUCUGUGCUGAUGACCCAGAGUACCGACACUACACAGAUAUCAAGGAGCUUCCACCACAUCGUUUGGCUGAGAUCCGCCGUUUCUUUGAAGAUUAUAAGAAGAACGAGAACAAGGAAGUUGCUGUUAAUGACUUUCUCCCUGCAUCAGAUGCUUAUGAAGCUAUCCAGCAUUCUAUGAACCUCUAUGCGGAUUAUGUUGUGGAAGGCUUGAGGAGAUAGUGUGCACGUUUGGAAAUUGUUGGCUUGUUGGGCGGUGGAUGCUAUCUUCAAUACAAUAUAUACAAAAUAUAUAUAUAUACCACUAUGUUCUGCAUAUUUUUACUUUGUGCAUAUAACUUGCUGCGAAAUCAUCAAUUUAUGGAAAACCAUCCCUGUAUUUUGACGUAUGAUGACGACAAGAAGUGCCUCUUGGGACUGAAGUGAGAAUGGCUUUUUCAAAUGGUUCUCAAGAAACCAUUUGAACACUUCCAAGUUCAACUGCUCACUCCUCAGUGGCAACCUAUGACUCUGACUUCUAUUUUGUGGCCUACUGUUUAACGCAAUGCAUGAACACUUUGCUUGCUAUUUACUACCUUAUUGAAUAACUCAAUGCAUGAAUACAUAUUGCUAGUUUUAUUUUGAAUAAACAUGCUGUCUGCAAUUGCAUGGUCUAUAAGUCCAUGCUCGAUCUCUCUUAUUAAUUUAUGCAUGGUCUAAAGAUUGGGAUUUUCUUAUUUAAUUAAUUAAAUUUCAAUUUGA
Molecule: messenger RNA, 1346 nt
Organism: Cuscuta europaea
Lineage: Eukaryota; Viridiplantae; Streptophyta; Magnoliopsida; Solanales; Convolvulaceae
Source: the annotation of a GenBank genome assembly